CACCUGCACAAAUCCACAGAAAGGUGGGCGUGCGUAGUUUGUACAGUCCCGUCUAGUUCAGGGUUAGUUGCUCUACCGCCAUCUUUCGAGAAGAAAGGACAGAAACCUUUCUCAACCCAGUGAAUCAUACGGUUUAUAGUGUACUGCAUUGAUCCUUAGAACUAGUUAUUCGUUUUCUAAACAAGUGAGCAUGACAAAUCAUGUUUUAAGAGAAAACCAGAUAUGAUUCGUGAACAAGAGUGAAAAGUUAUUCUUCAAGAUGAGUUGGGGUACAGAAUUAUGGGAUCAGUAUGAUCAGAUAGCGGUGCAUACCCAGAAAGGGAUAGAUUUCCUGGACAAAUAUUCCGGCUUCCUGGAUGCUAGAUGUAAAAUAGAACAAGAAUAUGCUUCUAAACUCAGGUCAGCAUGAAGUUAUUGCUGAAAACCUUUCUACAGCUGUCGUCUCAGACCUUAACACACUCGUCAAAUCUAUCAGGGACGAUAGACGAAAGCAUUUACAAGAGGGGGCGAGGAUACAACAGCAGUUGACAGUUAGUUUAUCAGCUCUGGCUAAAACCAAGGAGAAAUAUGAAAAAGCUUUUGGUGCCAGUGAAAGGGCCUUGGAGGCGUAUAAUAAGGCUGACGCUGACAUGAAUCUAUCCCGGGCUGACGUAGACAAGUAUAGAAUGAGUUCAAAUAUUAAACGUCAGCAGAUGGACGAUUCUAAAAAUGAAUAUGCAAACCAGCUGCAGAAAACUAAUGAAUUACAGCGACAAUAUUAUUCUACACUGUUACCUGGGGUAUUCACUGGUCUUCAGGAUCUGGAGGAGAAAAGAAUUAAGUGUAUACAGAAUUAUAUGAGGAAAUCUGCUGCCAUAGAACAGGACGUGCUUCCAAUUGUAACUCAGUGCUUGGAGGGAAUUCAAAAAUGUACAGACUCAAUAAAUGAAAAGGAGGACUCUCAGAUUGUGAUAGAGAAGUAUAAAAGUGGAUUUCUCCCCCCGACAGAUUAUCCAUUCGAGGACCUUUCAACCAUGGAUAGUUCAAACCAGUCAUUAUCUUCGACCCCUAUAUCUACCCCAAGUGAGAAAAAGUUAUCUAUCCUGGGAACUAUAACUGGAGGCAAGAUACGGAAAAGAUCUGGUCUUCUUGGCAUCUUUACUCAGACUAAGGAGGAUUUCUCUGAACUGCCACCUAAUCAGAGAAGAAAGAAACUAAUCAGUAAACUAGACGAACUCACAGCUAAAAUAUCCCAGGAGACAGCAGCGCGGGAUGGUUUAAUGAAAAUGAAAACUGUUUAUGAAGCAAAUCCUGCGCUGGGGGAUCCUAUGUCUAUACAGGGACAGCUGACGGAAAACGGGCAAAGAUUGGAUAAAUUAAGAUCGGAACUAAGGAAGUUUCAGGGUUGGUUGGAGGAUUGUGAGGGUCGGGCAGCUCCAGGUUCACCGGCCAGCUCUAUAUCUACACGCAGGAACGGUAACAGUCCCAGACGAAGCUCUGUUUCUGAUGAAGUGGAGUCUCUGUCCAGGUCUGCUAGUGAUUCUUCAGUUAAUCAUAACAAGAACUCCCUCACUAGCCAAGGGUUGACCGGGUCCACUAUGACCUUGACCGGAACGGGUCCUGGUAUCACCAAGGUCACAUGUCGACUGGUCAGUCCUCUAGCUAAAACUAGAUCAACUGAAAACCUAUUGGUGGAGGGCCCAAGUAGGAGUUCUCACAGUCCUGAGAGUGGAAUUGGUACUUCAGCGCAGAGCUUAGGAAAUCAAGAUACUGAUAUUCAGGAUAUUGAUGAUGAUGAAUUCUAUGAUGUUGAACCUCUUCCAAUCCUUGGCAAGUGCCGAGGUCUUUAUACUUUUGAAGCGAGCAGUGAGGGUAGUGUAAGUCUGGAGGAGGGUGAGGAGCUGUGGUUGAUAGAGACAGAUCAGGGUGAUGGAUGGACCAGGGUGAGACGACUCAACCCAACCUCGGUGGAUCCUAUGCCGGAGGGAUUCGUGCCAACUUCAUAUCUGGAGAUAUACGAUAUGUUUGCUCAACCUCAACCGGUUUAAUCCAGUUUAAUCCAGUUCUAGCCCAGCCCAUGGAUAAUAGAGUUAAAUCCAGCUAAAUCCACUAGAUGAUUCAGUUUAAACCAGAUCUUCCGCUGUUUUAUUCAGUUUAAACCUUCUACUAUUGCUAUUUACAGAACUAUAACUACUUAUGGAUAAUCCAGUUAAAACCAGAUCUAAUCCUGGAUAAUCCAGUUAAGAUUUUCUCUUGGAUAAUCCAGGUUAAGCCAGAUCUACUUGUGCAUAAUCCAGUUCAAACCAGAUCUACUCCUGGAUAAUCCAGUCUUAACCAGAUAUACUACUGGAUAAUCCAGUUUAAACCAGAUCUACUCUUGGUUAAUCCAGUUUAAACCAGAUCUACUCCUGAUUAAAAUAAUUGAUUAAAUUAAUCUAACUGAAGUUGAUUGAAAAACACAAAAUCCAACUUUAAAAUAAGUGAAAAAGCAUGUUUUGAACAGACGAUAAAUUGUCUUUCUUUGAAAGUUGUCACUGUGAAAGAACGGGAUAAAAUCCUUAAUAUUCUGAUUAUUAAAACAAUUCUGUACAACAGUGUACAAUGCACUGUACAGUAUGUACAUUGUGAUGGUAUUUUGUACUGUGUAUACUGUAUACAAUCUGAAACAAGUAUUUAGUUCCUUUAAA
Molecule: messenger RNA, 2666 nt
Organism: Eurytemora carolleeae
Lineage: Eukaryota; Metazoa; Arthropoda; Copepoda; Calanoida; Temoridae
Gene: Cip4
Product: formin-binding protein 1-like
Biological process (GO): signal transduction
Molecular function (GO): protein binding
Source: RefSeq, a predicted model, not a curated record